Molecule: messenger RNA, 771 nt
Organism: Rotaria sp. Silwood2
Lineage: Eukaryota; Metazoa; Rotifera; Eurotatoria; Philodinida; Philodinidae
Source: the annotation of a GenBank genome assembly
AUGAGUAAUUCUCAAAAAUUUAAAAAUGAAGAAAAUCAAUCAUCAAUUGAUGAUGAAAUAAAAACUUCUAGAAUUUUGAAACAACAAGUAUACAUGUUAGAACGCUAUAUGUUUGUUGAAAAUCAACAACUUGAAAAAUUAAUUGUUUAUCAAAGUAAUAAUUCAAUAAUAGAUUUAUCUUGUCAAAAUUUAACUGAUCAUGACAUGGGAAUUAUUAUUCAACAUGCUGUUGUUGGAAAAAAAUGUAAAGGUCUUAAUUUAUGGGGAAAUAAAUUUACAUAUGAAAGUAUUUCAAUUCUUGCUGAUGUAUUAGAUGGCAAUAAAACAUUACGAGAAUUGGAUCUUUCAUAUAAUCAUAUAUCGGAUACUGGUGUUCAGAUGAUAUCCACAAUUCUUUCAUCAAAUAAUUGUGUACUUCAAGACAUCGAUCUUUCAUCUAAUGACAUCACAGAAAAAGGUGCUAUCUAUUUAGCCAAUAUGCUUAAGAAAAAUCAAACAUUAAAAGCAUUAGCAUUGAAUAACAAUAACAUAAAUGAUAAUGGAUUGAAAGCAUUAGUUGAUGCACUUGCGAACGAUAAUACUAAAUUGAAACAAUUAAAACUUGAAUCAAAUCGACGCAUAACACGAGGUGGUAUCGAUUAUAUAUUUCAUUCAUUAAAAGAUAAUAAAAAUUUAAAAGAAUUUUAUGUGAAAAAUUGCAAUAUUUUGGAUCAAGAGCUAAAGAUGUUACAACAAAAGGCGAUUACAUUUGAAUUUGAUGUUUUUAUAUAA